Exaiptasia diaphana is the source of this 1623-nucleotide messenger RNA. RefSeq names its product zinc metalloproteinase dpy-31. Gene Ontology annotation, biological process: proteolysis. The record is from RefSeq and is a predicted model, not a curated record. Lineage: Eukaryota; Metazoa; Cnidaria; Anthozoa; Actiniaria; Aiptasiidae. Gene Ontology annotation, molecular function: metalloendopeptidase activity; zinc ion binding.
UUCAACAAUGUCUACUGGGAGAUUUGUUCUAAUGUUUGUCAUAUUCAGGACGAUUUAUUGCUAUAAACACAAAGCAAUGGAUGUUGUUGUGGAAGCGAACAAUAAACAAGGAUUCGAAAAAAUUCUUAAUGAUGACAUCAUUCUACCCAAGCAGAGGUCUUCUUCUAGUUCCCAGGACUACUCUGCCGCAGUGAGGUUUAAAAGAAGUCUGUGGCCCAAUGGCGUCAUUCCUUAUAAAAUCGAUAAGAGUAUAGCGCGGCGUCCAAAUCACGUCCGAGUCAUCAAGCUGGCYAUGGCCGAGUGGGAGCGAGUAACCUGUAUUCGGUUUGUAAAUAAAACCAAUCAAACUAAAAUUCGAGAAUACGUCAAGAUCUUCUAUGGGUCUCAAGGUUGCAGAGGGAGUGUCGGGCGUUGGCAUAGAAAAGCAUCCAUUUUGUCUUUAGGAAGAUGGUGUGACAAUCUUCUUGUUGUUCUACACGAGUUAGGUCACACAAUCGGUUACUUUCAUGAACAAAACAGACCUGACCGCAAUAAAUACGUUAGGRUAUUAUGGGAAAAUAUUGAUCCAGAAAAUAGAGGGUUUUUUGGUCGAAGACGCACUUUAGCGGACAGUCGUGGGAUUCCCUACGAUUAUAGUUCUAUCAUGCACUAUGGGGCAAAGACAUUUUCCAGGAAUAAAAAGCCAACUAUAAUAUCUCUUGACCCUUCAAUAAAGUCGCUUGGUAAUACGGGACUUAGUCAACUGGACAUCAGACAGACCAAUUUGUUGUAUAACUGUUUAGAUUAUCCAGAAUUUCCCGAUGAUUUCUUCUUUACAACUGGCUUGCCUCCACACACGGCAUACUGUGUAGCGAUGGAAGAACCAAAGGACCGUUCUUGGACCACAACAAAUAUUUGUUACAGGAAAGAUAAGAAAAAGAUACCAAUUCUGUGGUCACAUACUGGUAACAUCCUAUCUAUGGAGUGUACCAAUACCAUCAUGCCUCGCAAAGGAAUUGAUGCUAAGUUCUGGCAGGACAACUACCUAUGUGUACCACGUGAUAGUAGUCUGAAAUUUCAUUGGUCGGUCUCUGGCCCUAUUAACGGAAUGAAAUGUUCUGUUGUAAUACCUGGGUCUAACCACCGAGACAGAUACUAUUUGUGUGCUACAAAGCAAGCUGUUGUUAAAGAUCCUAAAGACUCUGUUGGAGAUGACUAUUCACAUUGGUCGGCAUGGCAUCCAUGCAGCAACGACUGUGGGGGUGGUACACAGUACAAAUAUCGCAGAUGUAAGAAGAAAGGGACUUGUGUUGGAAAAACAUGGAAAACCAGAAUAUGCAACGUGCAAAAAUGUUUGAGCUGGCCCCAUUUCCCUGAGGAUUUCCAAUUCUAUAUCGGUAAUUACAAACAUGGUCUGUCGUGCGCACAAAUUUACGAACGGAAAGACUAUUGGAGCUGGAUCAACCAUAAGUUCUGUUGGUCUAUUGUUAAUAGAAGAAAACUUACGAUUCGUUGGUCUGACAGCGGGAAAAUACCUGGAAUGAAAUGUACGAAAAUAACUGAGCCGAUUGAACGGCACACCACUGGCUGGAAUGAUAACUAUCUGUGUGUUCAAUCCAAUGCGCCCUACAAGUUUCGAUGGUC